GGGGUCAGCCACUUCCCUUCCGUACGGGAUCUCGAGGAGGUCGGAGCGGAAGGACGUCGUGGCGAUUGCUAACGCUGGGGUCCCGCACUUAGGCCGAGCUGCGUGUUUUCGUACAGCCGCGAGUUAACCUCUGCCUGCCCUAGAGGCCUGGUCCUAACCCACCUCGGCUGACGGCGCGGGAUCCCUGGCUCCGCGAGCCUCGGCUUCACCAUGUGUGUAAGGAGCUGUUUCCAGUCCUCCUGUCUCCAGUGGGCGUGGAGGACAGCCUUCCUGAAACACAUCCAGCGCAGGCACCAGGGGUCCCACCGAUGGACGCACCUUGGAGGCAGCACCUAUAGAGCAGUGAUUUUCGACAUGGGCGGAGUUCUCAUUCCUUCUCCCGGGAGAGUCGCUGCGGAAUGGGAGGUACAGAAUCGUAUCCCUUCUGGAACUAUUUUAAAGGCCUUGAUGGAAGGUGGUGAAAAUGGGCCCUGGAUGAGAUUUAUGAGAGCAGAAAUAACAGCAGAGGGUUUUUUACGAGAAUUUGGGAGACUAUGCUCUGAAAUGUCAAAAGCCUCCGUGCCUGUGGACUCAUUUUUCUCUCUGCUGACCAGUGAGCGAGUGGCAAAGCAGUUCCCAGUGAUGACUGAGGCCAUAACUCAAAUUCGGGCAAAAGGUCUUCAGACUGCAGUCUUGAGCAAUAAUUUUUAUCUUCCCAACCAGAAAAGCUUUUUGCCCCUGGACCGGAAACAGUUUGAUGUGGUCGUGGAGUCCUGCGUGGAAGGGAUCUGUAAGCCAGACCCUAGGAUCUACAAGCUGUGCUUGGAGCGGCUCGGCCUGCAGCCCUCUGAGUCUAUCUUUCUUGAUGACCUUGGACCAAAUGUAAAAGCAGCUGCCAGCCUUGGUAUUCACACCAUUAAGGUUAAUGACCCAGAGACUGCAGUAAAGGAAUUAGAAGCUCUCUUGGGUUUUACAUUGAGACUAGGUGUUCCAAACACUCAGCCUGUGAGAAAGACGAUGGAAAUUCCGAAAGAUUCCUUGAAGAAGUACCUCAAAGACUUACUGGGUAUCCAGACCACAGGCCCAUUGGAACUCCUUCAGUUUGAUCACGGGCAGUCAAAUCCAACUUACUACAUCAGGCUGGCUAAUCGUGAUCUGGUUCUGAGGAAGAAGCCCCCAGGGACACUCCUUCCAUCUGCCCAUGCCAUAGAGAGGGAGUUCAGGAUUAUGAAAGCCCUUGCAAAUGCUGGAGUACCUGUACCUAACGUUCUUGAUCUCUGUGAAGAUUCAAGUGUCGUUGGCACCCCAUUCUAUGUGAUGGAGUACUGCCCAGGUCUCAUCUACAAAGACCCUUCCCUGCCAGGCUUGGAACCCAGCCACAGGCGAGCCAUAUACACUGCUAUGAACACAGUCCUGUGCAAAAUUCACAGUGUGGAUCCCCAGGCUGUGGGGCUUGAAGACUAUGGGAAGCAAGGGGCCUAUAUUCCACGCCAGGUGCGAACCUGGGUUAAGCAGUAUCGGGCUUCUGAAACCAGCACCAUCCCAGCUAUGGAGAGGCUGAUCGAGUGGCUCCCCCUCCAUCUUCCCCAUCAGCAGAGGACCACACUGGUGCACGGGGACUUCAGGCUCGACAACCUGGUGUUUCAUCCAGAAAAGCCAGAGGUGCUUGCUGUCCUUGACUGGGAACUUUCUACCUUGGGCGACCCCCUCAUCGAUGUGGCCUACAGCUGCCUGGCUCAUUACCUACCGUCCAGUUUUCCCGUGCUGAGAGGUUUUAAUGACUGUGACUUGACACAGCUGGGAAUCCCUGCUGCAGAGGAGUAUUUCAGGAUGUACUGCCUCCAAAUGGGACUCCCUCCCACUGAGAACUGGAACUUCUAUAUGGCUUUUUCCUUUUUCCGUUUGGCUGCAAUCCUACAGGGAGUCUACUGGCGAUCACUCACAGGGCAAGCAAGCUCCGCGCAUGCGGAACAAACUGGAAAGCUGACCGAAUUUGUGUCUAACCUGGCAUGGGAUUUCGCAGUCAAAGAAGGGUUCCGGGUUUUCAAAGAGAUGCCCUUCAAAAAUCCGUUAACAAGGUCCUGCCACACGUGGGCUAGGUCCCAGUCCCAGUGGUACCCCAUAGGUACCAGGAGUUAUAGCUCCGUUCCAGAAGCUUCCCCAGCUCAUGCCUCAAGGGGAGGUCUGGUUAUCUCUCCAGAGAGCCUCUCUCCACCUGUCAGAGAGCUGUAUCACCGGCUGAAGCGCUUCAUGGAGCAGCACGUGUACCCUGCGGAGCCAGAGCUGCAGAGUCACCAGGCCUCAGCAGCCAGGUGGAGCCCCUCCCCACUGAUCGAAGACCUCAAGGAGAAAGCCAAGGCGGAAGGACUUUGGAACCUUUUUCUACCCUUGGAGGCUGAUCCUGAGAAAAAAUACGGAGCAGGACUGACCAAUGUGGAAUAUGCACAUCUGUGUGAGCUCAUGGGCACGUCCCUGUAUGCCCCCGAGAUAUAUAACUGCUCUGCACCUGACACGGGCAACAUGGAGCUGCUGGUGAGGUAUGGCACCGAAGCGCAGAAGGCUCGCUGGCUGAUGCCUCUACUGGAGGGGAAAGCCCGCUCCUGUUUUGCUAUGACCGAGCCCCAGGUUGCCUCUUCAGAUGCCACCAAUAUUGAGGCUUCCAUCAGAGAGGAGGACAGCUUCUAUGUCAUAAAUGGUCACAAAUGGUGGAUCACAGGCAUCCUGGAUCCUCGUUGCCAACUCUGUGUGUUUAUGGGAAAAACAGACCCACAUGCACCAAGACACCGGCAGCAGUCCGUGCUCUUGGUUCCCAUGGAUACCCCAGGGAUAAAAAUCAUCCGGCCUCUGACAGUGUAUGGACUGGAGGAUGCACCAGGUGGCCAUGGUGAAGUCCGAUUUGAGCACGUGCAUGUGCCCAAAGAGAACAUGGUCCUGGGCCCUGGCCGAGGCUUUGAGAUCGCCCAAGGCAGACUGGGCCCCGGCAGGAUCCAUCACUGCAUGAGGCUGAUCGGGUUCUCAGAGAGGGCCCUGGCGCUCAUGAAGGCCCGCAUACAGCCGCCCACAGCAGAAGGCCGGGAGCAAGAGAGGGGGCUGAGGAGACCUUGCUUCCACUGGAGCUGCAGGGUGAAGUCCCGCGUGGCCUUUGGGAAGCCCCUGGUGGAGCAGGGCACAGUGCUGGCGGACAUUGCGCAGUCGCGCGUGGAGAUCGAGCAGGCACGGCUGCUGGUGCUGAGAGCUGCCCACGUCAUGGACCUGGCAGGAAACAAGGCUGCAGCCUUGGAUAUAGCCAUGAUUAAAAUGGUCGCCCCAUCCAUGGCCUCCCGAGUGAUUGAUCGUGCGAUUCAGAGACAAGGGCUCACCCAGGGCCGCCUCCCUCCACCCUGUGUCUGCCAGGCCUUCGGAGCGGCGGGCCUGAGCAGCGACUACCCACUGGCUCAGUUCUUCACCUGGGCCCGAGCCCUGCGCUUUGCCGACGGCCCUGACGAGGUGCACCGGGCCACGGUGGCCAAGCUAGAGCUGAAGCACCGCAUUUAGAGGCUUGGGGCUGCAGGAGCCCAGUGUCCUGGUUGGACCAGCCAUGCUCAGAUCUGUCACUGACGUGCCUUGAAAGAUCCAGUGUGUGUGGCUCCUGCACCCUGCUCAGCAGCUCUGUCCCAGGACAGUCAGGGUGCACUCAAGCUUUCUGGUUCUCCACAGAAGACAUCUCUGCAAGAAGCCUAAAGUCUGUUUCAGGCCAGGAGGAGGGGAUUUGCUGAGGGCCAAGGGGGUUCCAGGACAGAGUCUGGAAAGCUGGUCUUCAGGCUCUCAGUCCCGGGCUGGGCAGGCACGGUCACUUCACUUCAGCCUCUCAGUCCCUCUCUCUGCCUGUGGGGAUCUGGACACAUUUUGGGAGGUCUCCCGAAGGCUGUGGGACAUGCUUGCUCUGGCAGCUGCAGGGUUCCUGUCUGGCCUCCCUGGUGAGCAGAGGGGUGGCCACGAUGGGCAGCGGCCUGGAGACCCAGGGCCUGAGCGCCUGGGAAAAUGGAAUGCAACCCACAUUGUAAAGCCACUGGCAUCUGAUUAUCUCCAUUUGAACACACAGCACAGAACACUCAUUUAAAUGUUGUUUUGGAAAGGGGUUUUGGGAUCACAAAAGAAUAAGAAAACACAUCUCAGAGG
Molecule: messenger RNA, 4137 nt
Organism: Macaca mulatta (Rhesus monkey)
Lineage: Eukaryota; Metazoa; Chordata; Mammalia; Primates; Cercopithecidae
Source: RefSeq, a predicted model, not a curated record